UACUUUCUGCGUUGAUGGCAGCAUGCCAAAACCUCACUUCCUCUGUUCUGGCGGCAAUGAGAACUGGACGACAGAUUUGUCAUCGGUCCCGUCAGUAAGCGAGGUGGCGAUACGGGACUACUAUGACGGAAAAUCAGGUUCAUCCAGGCAGUUGCAGAAGUCAUAUAACUUCGCCGCAGAGUCAUACGUGGAUUGCAGUACCAUCAUGACGAAUACCGCAGAUAUCAGGUCUGGCAAGGUAUACGUUCGUGGCAAGUGCUACAGGAGCCAAAGCAAGAAUGGUACACCUUAUGUCACAUGUCUUGUGCUGUGCCCAAGUACUGGGUUGGUGGCAGACUCAUGGUGCCAGUGCCCUGCCGGUGUUGCUGGAGCAUGCAGUCACGCCAUGGCCCUACUUCGCACAGUGUCCCUCCUGAAAAUGCAUGGGUUUGACGAGUCUCCACCUGAACUGGCGUGCACAGAGCUCCCACAGCGUUGGCGCCGUCCAAGGCAAGCUGCCAUGAGAGCAGCAAGUAUUCAAGACAUCGAUUGGAGGAAGCCCCGAGAAGGAGGAAAGGAAACACCCACAUGGUCUCGUCUCUUUGACCCACGAAGAGAGGACGACCGCGAGGAGAGCAUGAACAGUGACGUCAAAAGCCUGGCUGAAUGUCUUGUAAGGAAAGGCCACCAAUUUGCUAUUGUGCUCCAAGAGGGAUCAAAGCUGCCAUUCAGUGAAACAAAGUUUGGUGAAGCCCUGCAAGGUUCACCUGCCACGUAUCAGCAGUCUCGCAAGCCUGCACAAUUAGAAGUAUGGCGGUCACAGAAUAUUGAAAUAGUUACAGAAAUGUGUGACCCAGAUGUGCCCACAAGGAUCAAUCUGUUUGAAGAUGCUGUCGCUGAGUAUCGACUACCACCACUUCUCGACAAGUGCCAGGCAGAUAUCUUGAAGGAAAUUGUUCUCACAAGCGAGGACGCUAGAGCUCUUGAACAGAACACCCGUCAGCAAGCGAGCAGUAAACGAUGGCUCUCUGCAAGGAAGUUGCGGCUUACUGCGUCACAAUUUGGCAAUGUUUUGCACCGCUCUCAGUGGACUGAAAAGGGACUGAACAACCUAACUGCUCAACGUGACCUGUCCAAGGCAUUGUGGUGGAUCCAAGCUGCCCUUGGUUGGGUGCCUCACCAGAUAGAUUCGUGCAUGACCCCACAGAGGCUAAACCUAAUGGUGUGCUUGAGAUCAAGUGUCCGUAUACACUGA
Molecule: messenger RNA, 1234 nt
Organism: Ornithodoros turicata
Lineage: Eukaryota; Metazoa; Arthropoda; Arachnida; Ixodida; Argasidae
Exons: 4
Coding region: 23-1234 (403 amino acids)
Source: RefSeq, a predicted model, not a curated record